Messenger RNA from Phyllostomus hastatus (greater spear-nosed bat), 1023 nucleotides. RefSeq names its product olfactory receptor 5T2-like. Gene Ontology annotation, biological process: G protein-coupled receptor signaling pathway; sensory perception of smell. Gene Ontology annotation, cellular component: membrane. Lineage: Eukaryota; Metazoa; Chordata; Mammalia; Chiroptera; Phyllostomidae. The record is from RefSeq and is a predicted model, not a curated record. The transcript has a single exon. The coding region runs from base 67 to 1023 and encodes 318 amino acids. Gene Ontology annotation, molecular function: olfactory receptor activity; G protein-coupled receptor activity; odorant binding.
UCUUUUUUGUAGUAAAUGAGUUGUAAUUGUACAAAUAUCUUUACAUUUGUUUUGUGAGGUUCCAACAUGAAGAAUGUCACUGAAGUUACUACAUUUGUACUGAAGGGCUUCACAGACAAUCUUGAACUGCAAAUUAUCUUCUUCUUUCUUUUUCUGGCAAUUUACCUGUUUACUCUGAUGGGAAAUUUAGGGUUGAUUGUAUUGGUCAUUGGGGAUUCCCGGCUCCACAACCCCAUGUACUAUUUUCUGAGUGUGUUAUCAUCAGUGGAUGCCUGCUAUUCUUCAGUAAUUACUCCAAAUAUGUUAGCAGAUUUUCUGUCAAAGAAUAAAGUCAUUUCACUCCUUGGAUGUGCAACACAGAUGUUUCUCGCUACUACUUUUGGGACCACGGAAUGCUUCCUCUUGGCUGCAAUGGCAUAUGAUCGCUAUGUGGCAAUCUACAACCCUCUCCUGUACUCAGUCAGCAUGUCACCCAGAGUCUAUGUGCCACUCAUCAUUGCUUCCUAUGUCAGUGGCAUUCUGCAUGCUUGUGUGCACACAGUGGCCACAUUUAGGCUACCCUUCUGUGCCUCCAAUGAAAUCAGACAUGUCUUUUGUGACAUCCCUCCUCUCCUUGCUAUUGCCUGUUCUGACACUCACACAAACCAGCUUCUACUCUUCUACUUUGUGGGCUCCAUUGAGGUGGUCACUGUCCUGAUUGUCCUGAUCUCCUAUGGCUUCAUUCUGUUGGCCAUUCUGAGGAUGCGUUCUGCAGAGGGGCGGAGAAAAGUCUUCUCUACGUGUGGCUCUCACCUAACUGGAGUGUCAAUUUUUCAUGGAACCAUUCUCUUCAUGUAUGUGAGACCGAGUUCCAGCUAUGCUUUGGACCAUGACAUGAUAGUGUCGAUAUUUUACACCAUUGUGAUUCCUAUGCUGAAUCCUAUCAUCUACAGUUUGAGGAACAAAGAUGUGAAAGAGGCAAUGAAAAGAGUGUUUGGGAAAAAUGGGUGUAUCAAUACAGUACAUUUUCAAGCUAACUAUUAA